CUUGAAUGUUUGGUUAUGGUUGUCCGAAAUUGCUUACGUAAUUUCAGGUAAUUCAAUCCGUUUUCAAUAAUCCAAACAAUAGGAAAAUCGAACAAAAUCUAUAAUGUAAUGUUGAGAAACAUAAUACGAAGCGUAAUUCAUAGAUCAAAUCUCAUCGCGUCGACUAAUAAUACAACAAACCGAAUUAAAUUACACGUAUCAGCAUUGAGAAUGGGCGAUAAAGUUGAUAAAGCAAAUCUAAAAAGUCGUUUAACGCCUAUACAAUACCAAGUUACUCAGGAAAAAGGAACUGAAAGACCUUUUACUGGUUGUUAUAAUAAAACAUAUGAUCCAGGCACUUACGUCUGUAUAGUUUGUGAGCAGCCGUUGUUUAGUUCAGACACAAAAUACGAUAGUGCUUGUGGAUGGCCAGCCUUUAAUGAUGUUUUAGAUGCAGGAAAAGUAAAACUAUCACCUGAUACCAGCGGAGUCGGAUCAAACCUACUACUCCUUAUUACCCAACCAGGACGGAUCAGGACCGAAGUGACCUGCUCGCAAUGUGGGGCCCACUUGGGACACGUAUUCGGGGACGGGCCCCCACCAACCAAGAAACGGUUCUGCAUCAACUCUGCUUCACUCAAUUUUUUACCAAAAACCGCCGAAGAUUGAUCAUCAACAUUUAACGAGCAAAAGUAUUGCACAUUUUUACCGCAUAGUCAAAUACUUUUUCCCAUGAUAUGUUAAGAAUUUUCCAACCGGUUUACUAAUUAAUUUAUACAUAUAUAUUUUAAUUUUGAAACACCCUAAUUUAUACAUAUGCAAUACUUGCGCUCAAUAUAUUUAGAUUAGAAUUUAAAGCCAAAUUCUAAAAAUUAUUGAUCUAAAAUUUAGUGUGAAGUAACAAUUUUAUACAUUUAUAACAAUUUUAUUUCAAUUUAUUGUAUUAGGUUGUGUUAUUGCUUGACUUUUAACAUUUGUGUGAACUUUUACCUCACUUUGUGAUGUUUUAAAACAGAUUAUUUUUAUAAUGUAGUUUUGUUACCAAAAUAAAUUUUUGACUACUA
Brassicogethes aeneus is the source of this 1043-nucleotide messenger RNA. NCBI's taxonomy places the organism in Eukaryota, Metazoa, Arthropoda, Insecta, Coleoptera, Nitidulidae. The record is from the annotation of a GenBank genome assembly.